AUGUCACUUUUGAGACUCUGUACCUUUCCAAAGUGUCUGAGUGGUCGCAUACUGUUGGAAAGAAGUGUUCGUCGUGUGUCAAAUGUUGACCAUUGCCUUACAAUCCAGAAUAACGUUGAAAGGCAAAUAUCAGGUAUGUUUCCUCGCUAUCUAGCUACUUACUGUAUGUCAAGCCAAGGGGACGGGUGCACCACGAGACAGUGCUGUGCUGGAACUCUCAUGACUAGUUAUAAUAUCCUUGGAAUAUUUGGUAUCUCUCGAUCGCUAUCUACUAGUAAUGUAUUAUAAUAUAUAAAUUGAUUUACCAGCUGUAGUUGACCAGCCAUUACAUACCCAUCCUCAAUUCUCAUCCUGUAGAGAUUUUAAAGCCAAGUUUGUAAACGCAGAGAUAUAUGUUAAUGAGGUAAAUUACUGUAUUUACAGCUUACGUAACUAUAUUAAGUUAUCAUGUCAUUUUAUGAACUUGCAUAUUAUGAACUUGCAGGUCGUUGCCUGACAACGUAAAUGCAAUAUUUGCUCAAUCGUAUUUCUAAACCUCAACACGAAUUGGCAUCUGAUCAGUGUGCCAGUUUUUGUCAAAGAAAAGCUGACAAUACCUACUUCUUGCAGAGCCACCAUGGACAUCACAACGAAGACAUUUCUCAGCUCUGAUUCCAAAGAAAGAAGAUAGGAAAAAACGAGUAUGGGAACAAUCUCAGCUGCUGGAUGGUGCGUAUUCAUAGGCCUACUUGCUUUUCUAGGUUUGGAAAUGGUCAAUGGCUUUACAUUUUAAAUGGUGUUCUUAGCAUGCAUGAGAUACCUCAAAUCCUUAUGUUGAUUUUCUAUCGGAUUAUUUUACUAUUUUCUCUCUCCCCUUCCUCUUUGCAGUGCUUGAAACCAGGAUCCAGCAACUCCAAUCUGACAUCAUUGUAGAUGUCCAACAUGUAAAGGUGCAAUUUGUCAAAGCUUCUAAGUCAGGGACUGGGGCUUCUUCAGGGAACAGUCCCAAUAAUGUGUCUGGGGAGAGAACAGAGGUGUCCAAGGCGGGACAGACUAUUAGUAAGGGAGGGGGACAGACUGGUAAAGGAGGGGGAAAAGAUGCCUCAGCCUCCAAAUCCCGCUGGAUGGAGAAACUAAGCCAGGAGAAGAAGACUAAAACAAAGAAACUGAAGCAGCAGCUAGGCAUAGAGGAUAAACCUGUGAAAAGCAGCAAAGGCAAACUGAUGCUACCAGGUACCUCACAUAAAACCAUAUCGACAAAAGCAGGAAUAAAGACUGUAUCAACUGCUAAAAAGAGCAAAACUCUGAAAAACCAAGAGCACACCAUGGCAGCUGCAAACCAAGAGCACACUAUGGCAGCUGCACCGGUUGCUGCUGCUACUGUGCCUCUUAGAAAAGCCAAAGGGAAGGGGAAAGCCUCGAAGGAGCCGGCUCCUGAGUUGUCAGAAGCCAAGGCCAGGACCAAGGAGCUGGCUGAGCUGGAGGAGCUGGAGAGAAAGGCUGAGGCCAAGGCCCGGGAGCUGGCAGAGGUGGAAGAGCUGGAGAGGAAGCUGAACCAGUGGGCUGUGUCGGCCAGCCCUGAGCACGUGCAGGAUAACAGCGAGGCCAGAGUGUACGGGGAUGUCCACCGUAGUGUCCGCUGUUACCUGGAGGCCUGUGUGUUCUGUGGGGACAUCGACCGAGCCCACCAUUUUCUGCUCAGCCACCACCGUAUGGUCAGCCGGCGCAACCUGCUCAACAUAGGACUCUACAACAUCAUGAUGAGGGUCUGGGCCAAGAAGGUAAGUGCUGCUCACCUGUAUUUCUAUGGCAUGUGGUAUAUUUUAGAGACUUUAAUUAUGCAGGGCCUCCCCAUGUGGAAUAUAAGAUAGAGUGUGUCUCUCCUUGUUGUAUUCCAGGGCUCUUUAAACCAGAUUGGCCGUAUGUUCAUUCUGGUAGAAGAGGCUGGUCUGAAGCCUAACCUCAGCUCCUACUGUGCUGCUCUGGAGUGUAUGGGCCGAACCCCUAACUGUUCUCCACGUGUCAUCAAC
This is a messenger RNA of Coregonus sp. 'balchen', 2009 nucleotides long. NCBI's taxonomy places the organism in Eukaryota, Metazoa, Chordata, Actinopteri, Salmoniformes, Salmonidae. The record is from the annotation of a GenBank genome assembly.